Molecule: messenger RNA, 1318 nt
Organism: Vigna umbellata (rice bean)
Lineage: Eukaryota; Viridiplantae; Streptophyta; Magnoliopsida; Fabales; Fabaceae
Product: NADPH HC-toxin reductase 1-like
Molecular function (GO): oxidoreductase activity, acting on the CH-OH group of donors, NAD or NADP as acceptor
Source: RefSeq, a predicted model, not a curated record
GAGUGUUUUGGCAAUAUUUCUUCAAAAGCUAUUUCACUAGAGUUGUAAGUGUUUGUGGUGUGAAUAUCAGUGAAAAGAGUAGGAAAAAUGAGAGAAGGGAGCAAGGUAUGUGUUACAGGAGGCACUGGUUUCAUUGGUUCAUGGCUCAUCAAGAAGCUACUGGGCAAGGGUUAUACUGUUCAUGCAACUCUCAGAGAUUUGAAGAACGAGUCAAAGGUAGGGCUGCUAAAGAGCCUUCCUCAUGCAGAAGGAAAACUGGUUCUGUUUGAAGCUGAUAUUUACGACCCAAUUCAAUUUGAUCCCGCAAUUCAAGGAUGUGAGUGUGUGUUUCAUGUUGCUACUCCCCUCACCCACGAACCAGGUUCAUCUCAGCAGUACAAGGAUACUACGGAAGCAGCAGUUGCAGGUGCGAAAAGCAUUGCCCUGUCAUGUGUGAGAUCAGGGACGGUGAAGCGUAUGAUCUACACUGCUUCUGUUGUAUCAGCCUCUCCGCUGAAAGAAGAUGGGAGUGAUUUCAAAGAUGUAAUGGAUGAAACUUGCUGGACUCCUCUCAAUGAUUCCUUGGAAUUCGUAUUCCCUGAUCCUUUUUACAAGGACUAUGUUUAUUCAAAAACACUGUCUGAGAAACAUCUGUUGAGCUAUGGGAAUGAUGAAAAUGGUGGAAGAAAAUUGGAGGUAGUGACUCUCCCUUGCGGACUAGUGGGAGGUGACACCCUCGUAUCUUCCACAAUCAAUAGCAGGGUAAUUUGCAUUUCACAGAUCGUGCAAAAUGAAAUAGCCUACAAAACACUCAAGUUCCUAGAGGGAUUGCUGGGUAAAAUUCCUCUUGCACACAUUGAUGAUGUAUGUGAAGCUCAUAUUUUCUGCAUGGAAAGCACCUCCAUCAGUGGAAGAUUCUUGUGUGCAAGUUCUUACAUUUCAUUACAAGAGAUGGCUAACCAUUACGCUCUUUAUUAUCCAGAAUUCACCGUCAAACAAGAAGAUGAAGAUGGGCAGAGGAAGGAUAUGAAGUGGACAUCAACAAAGCUGUGUGAUAAAGGAUUUGUAUACAGAUAUGACGCGAAGAUGAUAUUGGAUGAUUGUAUCAAAUGUGCAAGAAGGAUGGGUGAACUCUAGUCUCCAUCUUGUGUUGUAUCUGUUUGUAAUACAGCAAAUAGCAGAGACAUCUGUUUCUGUUAGUACUGUUUGUUUUUUCUUUUUUAUUAAAAAAUAAUCUGAGUUUCAAAUCAACCAGAAAAGUGAAUUAUUCGACUGAGAGUUACCAAAUUGAAAGGGAUUUGGAUGUAAUGGAGUGAGUUUCAUAUGGAAUAGUAUAAGA